CAAGGGAAUGACAUUUCCAUUGAAUUAAAAAAACAUUGUGUGAUCUGUGAGUCUUUCGUCGACUUUUAGUUUUUCUAAUUUAUUUUGCUAUCGACAAGCGCAACAACCAGAUACAGUUACCUUUAAAAUGGAUAAAGAUAGUACCGCCAUUCAGAAGAAAAUCACCGCCGAGGUUGAACAGUUCAAAUCAGCGCAGAAAGAAUUUUCGAAACUGGUGCAACAACGACAACUCCUCGAUGGUCAGCUGAACGAAAAUAAAAGUGUGUUGGAUGAACUGAAUCUCCUCGGAGCGGACAAUAAAGUCUACAAACUAUUCGGACCUGUUCUCGUAAAGCAAGAGCUCGAAGAAAGUCGUCAGAAUGUUGCCAAGCGAAUGGAAUACAUCAAGAAGGAGCUGAAGCGCUGCAACGAGACAAUAGAAACGUUGGAAAAGCGACAGGAUAAGCACAGGGAGAAUUUGCAAAAGUUGCAGCAGCAAUUUCAAGUUUCCGUUGCAAUGAAAUAAUUUUUCGCUUUGUACAGGGUAUAUUCUGAUGUUUGAGGCAAAACAAAAAUUAUGAACAAAAAUUCACUCUUUUUAUUAUUAAUUUAACACAAAAUAAAACUAAAAACUAAAAAA
Bradysia coprophila is the source of this 619-nucleotide messenger RNA. RefSeq names its product prefoldin 6 (gene Pfdn6). Gene Ontology annotation, biological process: protein folding; chaperone-mediated protein complex assembly. Gene Ontology annotation, molecular function: protein-folding chaperone binding. Lineage: Eukaryota; Metazoa; Arthropoda; Insecta; Diptera; Sciaridae. The record is from RefSeq and is a predicted model, not a curated record. Gene Ontology annotation, cellular component: prefoldin complex; cytoplasm.